Galdieria sulphuraria is the source of this 1944-nucleotide messenger RNA. Its product is annotated as serine-type endopeptidase. Gene Ontology annotation, biological process: proteolysis. NCBI's taxonomy places the organism in Eukaryota, Rhodophyta, Bangiophyceae, Galdieriales, Galdieriaceae. Gene Ontology annotation, molecular function: serine-type endopeptidase activity; protein binding. The transcript is spliced from 2 exons. The coding region runs from base 125 to 1801 and encodes 558 amino acids. The record is from RefSeq and is a predicted model, not a curated record.
UAUCGACAUUUCUCCUUAUGAAAGUUGUGAUUCUUAUCAACAUUGUAAAGCGUUGGUGGUGAAGGCGUUGUGUUGCUCGAGAACAAUUGGAGUGGCAGAGAGGAGUCUUAAGAACUUACAAAAUAUGAAGACACUUGUUUAUUCCAAGCCUUGUUUUCUUCAAGUGGCUAUUUCCUAUCCACAAUACUCGAGUCAAGAGGAAGAAGACUCCGCCAAGUCCUGUUUUCUUUAUUUUCUUCCUGUGGGACAAACUCGUGUUUCACAGUUGCGACGCUGUUCAUUCUUUUAUCGGAGAAAUAUGAAAGCAACUUUCCUAGUACCUAAAUGUUGUAGCUAUACUUGGCAUUGUUCUAGAGCUACUAAAAGGAACACUAUCAAAACUUUUGCUUUGCCGUUGUUUCGUCUUCUUUGUGCUUCUUAUAUCGCUCCGAAAAAGUAUCAACACCACAAAAUUCGUCGUCGUAUGGGUAAGAACAUAUCGUUUUUUAUCAUAUCUUGUACAGUGGGUAGUUGGAUUGGCCAGUUGUUUCGUUGGUUGCUGAUAACAUCGGUCUCGCUGCUCUCUUUGUCUCUUUCUUGUUCUGCCUCGAGUAUAGACACUCAAGGAUUUCGUCAACCAUUUUUUAACAGAUAUUUGUCGGCAGAAGUCACACUUCAUCCACCAGAGAAGUUGCCGUCGAAUUGGAAGAGUCGACCAGAAGACAAUGGAAAACACGAUCAUUUGUGUGAAAAGAGGAGAUCAUCUUCUUUUGUGACGGAAGCAGUGAAGGCAGUUGGUCCAAGUGUUGUACGCAUCGAUACGGAAAGGAAGAUAUCUACCGCCAAUGAUCCAUUAUUGGAGGAUCCCUUUUUUAAAAAAUUCUUUGGUGAUGAGUUUCAACGACAACUUCCAAGAGAAAGAACAGAAAGAGGACAAGGUUCAGGAUUUAUUAUUUCCAAGGAUGGUUUGAUAUUGACCAAUGCACAUGUGGUGAAGAAUGUAGAAAAAGUGACGGUAACUUUAACGGAUGGAAGAGCUUAUGUUGGUACUGUAAAAGGAACAGAUGACUUGUUAGACUUGGCAGUCAUUCGAAUCGACCCCAAAGGAAGGGAGCUUCCUGUGGCUCCUUUAGGCAAUUCGUCAGAGUUACAAGUGGGUGACUGGGUGAUUGCGUUGGGCAACCCAGUUGGUUUGGAUAAUACGGUUACUCUAGGUAUUGUAUCAUCUUUGAAUCGUUCAGCAGCCGAAGUUGGAAUACCUGAAAAGAAAAUUGAUUUUAUUCAAACGGAUGCUGCCAUUAAUCCUGGCAAUUCGGGAGGUCCUUUGGUAAAUGAGUUUGGUCAAGUUGUUGGUAUCAAUGCAGCUAUUCGAGCCAAUGCAGAAGGAAUUGGAUUCGCUAUUCCCAUCGACAAAGCAAAAGCAAUAAGCGAUGCGUUAGCAAAAGGAAAGAAAAUUCAACAUCCUUUUAUCGGUAUUCAAAUGUCGACUAUUACUCCCGAACUUGCAAAACAAAAUAAUGAAGACCCCAAUGCACCUAUUAUUAUACCAGAAGUAGAAGGAGCGCUGAUUGUUAGAAUCUUACCAAAGACUCCUGCAGCAGAAGCUGGUCUACGUAGAUUUGAUGUUAUACAAGCUGUAGAUGGACACAAUGUGAGAAGUGCAAAGGAAGUACAAUCUUAUGUCGAUAAUGUGAAGGUUGGUCAAGUCAUCCAUAUGAAAGUCGUACGUGGAGGAGACAAAACAUUAACUGUAGCAGUGCGAACAGGAGACUUGAAUAAUAUUAAAGAAUCAAAAACAGAGCCGAUAUUGGAAGAUGAAUAAAAGAAAAAAAACUGUGCAAGAUAUGGUUUGAAAACUCUCAUACAACAAUUCCCUUUCAUUCACAUGUCUUCUUUUAUUAGGCUACUUGCCCGUUGUGGUUUUGUGUUGUGUUGGACAAAUAGGAUAAAAAGAGAUACACUUCA